This is a messenger RNA of Rhineura floridana, 3057 nucleotides long. Its product is annotated as repressor of RNA polymerase III transcription MAF1 homolog. Lineage: Eukaryota; Metazoa; Chordata; Lepidosauria; Squamata; Rhineuridae. The transcript has 9 exons. Gene Ontology annotation, biological process: negative regulation of transcription by RNA polymerase III. Gene Ontology annotation, cellular component: nucleus. Gene Ontology annotation, molecular function: RNA polymerase III core binding. The record is from RefSeq and is a predicted model, not a curated record. Bases 704 to 1471 code for a protein of 255 amino acids.
CGCCUCUGAAGUCUAUGGUAGGGAGCCCAGCCCGCUUCCUGCCCCUCCCCGACCCUACAGCCACUUGCUGCUUCCUGGGUGAAACAGAAACCUUCAAGCUCCAUGCAGUAGGCGGUUUCAGCAGGCCAGACAGUGUCCUUGACGUCACAACCAGUCAGAGGCCGGUUCUGUCUCAACGGAAGGAGGUUGGACCAUGCAGUUGAUCAACAUCAAGACCAGCCACUGGAACAGGCCAGUCUCAGAGACUGGCAGCCCACUCUGCCUGUAGAAACUGGAAAGAGGGCUGGAGUCUAAUUGCUGCCCACGCAGGGAGGAGCUGCCCCUGCUGGUUGUCAGUGGUUUGCUUGAACGAGAAGAACUGAGUCAGUGGCUUCACCUGGCCGGAAGGAAGGAGGGUGACGACUUUGAUUCAAGGGAUUCGAUUAGUCGGCCACAUCAUCCUGAUUCAGUAAGGGACAUGUCAAGGCAGGUGGAAUCCUGGCAGGCCAUUUGGAGGAGAUGGAUGGCAGCUGUGACGGCAGAGGUGGAGGCACCCGAUUUGAGUUACUUCUGGAGACUGCAGUGCUUGUCGUUGUUUAGUCCCUGAAGGAGCUGGCCUGGGAUUGGGAGAAGGAAGAAACAGCUUGCGCAGCGCCCACAGCAGGAAGUUCCAACCCCGUAGUCGUAGCACUGACAAUUCUUCCAGCCCCAGGAGGCACGAAAAAUGAAGCUGCUGGAAAACUCAAGGUUUGAAGCCAUAAACUCCCAGCUGACAGUGGAAACGGGAGACGCACACAUCAUUGGCAGGAUUGAGAGCUACUCUUGCAAGAUGGCCGGUGACGACAAGCACCUUUUCAAGCAGUUCUGCCAGGAGGGGCAGCCCCACGUCCUUGAGGCCCUGUCCCCACCCCAGACCACAGGGAUCAGCCCAAGCAGGCUCAGCAAAAGCCAAAGCGGCGACGAGGAGGGGCCCCUCAGUGACACAUGCAGCCGCAAGACCCUCUUCUACCUGAGGGCGACGCUGAACGAGUCCUUCCGGCCCGACUAUGACUUCAGCGCUGCCAAGAGCCAUGAAUUCAGCCGGGAGCCAAGCCUCAACUGGGUGGUGAAUGCCGUGAACUGCAGCCUCUUUUCGGCGGUGCGGGAGGAUUUCAGUGCUCUGAAGCCUCACCUGUGGGAUGCUGUGGACCAGGAGAUCUGCCUCUCCGAGUGCGACAUCUACAGCUACAACCCGGACCUGGACUCGGACCCAUUCGGAGAGGAGGGCAGCCUCUGGUCCUUCAACUAUUUCUUCUACAACAAGCGACUGAAGCGGAUUGUCUUCUUCACCUGCCGCUCCAUCAGUGGCUCCACGUACCCGCACCCUGAGGCUGGCAACGAGCUGAACAUGGACCUGAGCGAGGACGACACGGUGGAGGAGGCGGCAGCAGGCGCCUGUGACAAGGACGGGGGCAGCAUUGCGGAGGACAGGAAACAAGUGAUCUGCAUGUGACUCUCCACGGAUGGCGUUCCCCCAAACCAACCCAGCGUUGUGUUGCUUGGCCUGCCUGCCCACCCGCCCUGUGGAUGCUGCGUGAUCAGCCAGUGGCUCCAGGCUCCCGGGAUGCUGCCAGCCAGCCUGCCCCUUGCCCACCUGCACGCGCUUUUGGAUCCUGGACGCUGAGGUUUUUGCGCCCCGUGCAGCACUGGAAACUUUGUCCUGCCUUUGCCGCCGUGCCCAAGCGGGACAGGGCCGGCCAGAAGCACUUUUCUGUUCCUAAUUCUGGUAGAGCAAAUGCUGUCCGUCUGGAGGCAGCACCUGUUGGGGGCCAGGGCUGUGCCUCCCUCCCUGGGAAUUGGUCCGUCAGUUUCAAGCUCCUGUUGGGCUCUUCCUGCCCCAGAGCCACGCUGGCUGCUCCUGUGGCCUCGGUCCUUACACUUCUUGAUGCUGCAGCCUGCUAAAGACUGGACAGCUGGCAGAAGCUGCAUUGACUGGGGGAGGGGGGAGAUUCUCCCUCUUUUCCUUUUUUAACCGCAAAAGACUUUGGCAUCGAGUGACCCUGGACUGGCAGAAGCCGGGGUUUGGGCAUCUGGCUAGUGUGGCUGCUUUCGCUCUGCAAGGGCUCAUAGAGUUUAUAUUUGUAUUCAAGCCCAAGAGUCUGUGCUGGUGUCUCCCUGUGCCCCCCCCCCCCGGGAUGCCUGCCUCUCCCAUCUGAUGCCUACCACACCCUUCUUCCCAACCCUGCUCUGUGGCCCACUUGGCACAUGGCUGGGUUGGUGCGCCCUCUUCAGCAGAGGGGAAGGGACGCUGGUGCUGCUGGCUGAGCGGGAGGGCUGCUCUUGUGUCCGUCUCCCCCCCCCCCGGCCUUCUCUGGACUGGGCUGCUGUGGAAGUGCUUCUGUUGCGCUGAGUUGGAUUCCCUCCUGAGCACUUUGUGUGGGCUUCUGUCCGGUCUUAUGAGCUGACGGCAGAGGGCAGGAACUGCCUGCCCACUUGGUGUGGAGCCUGCAUUGCUAGAUCUCUCGCCCCAGGCACAGACACUCCAGCCCUGCCCUUCUGUGCAACUGACCUCCCCAGGAAAGGAGUCCCUGGUCCCCUGUCAGAAAACAAGCUGGGCUGAGGAGCAGCCUGCAUUUGGUCCCCACUAGGCAUCCCUGCUUCUGUUUCCCAUGGCCGCCCUUGCCCCACUGCCAGGCAGCAAGUGACUUGGGGGCACCCUUUGCCACCCCUCUUUUAGAUUCACCGGCUUAUUUGCCGCUUCCUGUUUGUCUGUGUUGCCUAGCAGUUUUACUGUUGCAGCUAUAAACUUUUUUUCCCUCCAUGACUUAACAUUAUUCUGUCUACUUCCUGCAAGGAGAAUCUGGAUGGGGCCAGUGGGAAGGGUCUGCUCUGUGGUCUCCCCCCCCCCAGCCCUCUAGGAACUUGUUUGCUGCAUUGGAAGCUGUGCCUGGGAGGCAACAGGGCCCAGGGGGUGGGGAGUUGUGGGCUUCAGUGGGUCAGCCUUCCCCUUCCGUGUUGCUCUUGCUUGCCUGCCAAAUCUCCCUCGCUCCUUUUGGGGCAGGCAGAGUGGCAGAGCAAAGGUCCUUGUGCUGCUCUCCC